Penicillium angulare is the source of this 495-nucleotide messenger RNA. RefSeq names its product GNAT family N-acetyltransferase. Lineage: Eukaryota; Fungi; Ascomycota; Eurotiomycetes; Eurotiales; Aspergillaceae. Gene Ontology annotation, molecular function: acyltransferase activity, transferring groups other than amino-acyl groups. The record is from RefSeq and is a predicted model, not a curated record. The transcript has a single exon. Bases 1 to 495 code for a protein of 164 amino acids.
AUGGCGCCCACAUUGAACAUCUCCGACAUUCAUUCCUUGAAGAGGAACGAAGCAUUGGAGAUUCUUGCCCAGAUAUCCCGCGUAGAGAAAAAGACAUUUCCGACCAAUGAGGCAUUCAGCUUUGGAGAAGAGCUGUGGAGAAAAAAGCCCAACACGCGAGUAUUAUACGCGACCCAACCCAAGGAGGGUGGUCGAUCGGAGCUUAUCGCCUACGCGGUGUACGUGCGCCAGAAGGGUGUUGCUCUCCUUCACAAGGUUUGUGUAAUAGAAGCCUGCCGUCGACAGGGUGUUGGGCAACAGCUCAUGUCCUACAUUCAAGAGCGCCUCCGGAAGGAGGGCUGUCAAUACAUACAGUUGUGGGUUGACAAGGUCAGGGAACCUGCCCGAGCAUUAUAUCAACGAGGUGGAUUCAAGGAGCAAGAGGAAAUCCCUGACUAUUACGCCCCUGGACGAACGGGGAUUCGAAUGGUCCUAGACUUGGACCGUGAUGGAUGA